Molecule: messenger RNA, 4203 nt
Organism: Anastrepha ludens (Mexican fruit fly)
Lineage: Eukaryota; Metazoa; Arthropoda; Insecta; Diptera; Tephritidae
Product: alpha-(1,3)-fucosyltransferase C-like
Exons: 3
Coding region: 248-1438 (396 amino acids)
Cellular component (GO): membrane
Molecular function (GO): alpha-(1->3)-fucosyltransferase activity
Source: RefSeq, a predicted model, not a curated record
AUCGCAUAUCUUAAACCUAAGCGAAUGCAAAAACUAAUAGCACAAUAAUUAAAAUAAUACGAAAAGCAAGUUUAAUACGUGAAAAUACUCGUGUGAAAAUAAUUACAUUUGCAUGUAAAUAGCGAAACCGGAUAUGUUAAUUGAGAAACGUUUCGGUUUAAACACACAAACAGCAAAAUAACAGAAAUCCAAUGCUGUUGUUCUUAAAUCUAAGCUUGUACAAGUUCCCACAAUCCCACCCGCGAAAAUGUUCUCCAAAAACCGCCCUCGCAAGUUGGCUGUCAAAGCCGUCAUAGGCCUUAUUGCGACCUUACUUCUAAUCUCAUUCGCAUUAUAUUCAUGGGACUAUAACAAAACCAUCCCUCUGCGGCGCGCUUUACUGCCAUCGCUGUCAUCCAAAAAUGACACUGUUAUUCUCUUUUGGAAUGGAUUUUUCGAUGAUAGCCGUUGGACACUACCCGUGGAUACUCUUCAUGUACAAUGCCCACUUGCCAACUGUACUCUCACAAACCAACACGAGUAUCUGCCAGCGAUCGUUGAUUACACUGCAAUCGUUUUUCACACCGCGCGUCCAUUUUCGUUUCUUAACGGUCGACCGCGUCAACGCACGACCAAUCAAUGGUACGUUUUCUCGCAAUUAGAGUCACCCGAGCACACAUGGCACGAUUUGCAUGGCGAAAGAGAUUUCUAUAAUCUCACAAUGAGCUAUCGCCUGGACUCGGACAUUGUAUGGAGUUAUAACAGCGUGCGAGAGAGGACAACCAAUAGGAUAGUCGCUCCCGUACGCAAUCCUAACUGGCGCACAGUUGAUGUAGGCUGGACCCAAAGCGAUUCAGAUUUGUUGGCGUUAAUUGAACGAAAGAAAAAGCUGGCCGCUUGGUUUGUGUCUAACUGUAAGGUGCCGUCGCAGCGAGAACGCUUGGUGCGAGAAUUGCAGGCUCAUUUGAAGGUCGAUGUGUAUGGGAAGUGUGGUCCGCUGAGGUGUGAACGCUCCGAUAGCAGCUGUUAUGAAAUGCUCGACACUGACUACAAAUUCUACUUUAGUUUUGAGAAUUCGCUAUGCGUCGACUACGUUACGGAGAAGUUCUACAAUGCGCUGCAGCGACAUAUCGUUCCAGUUGUGUACGGUGGAGCAAAUUACGCCAGAUUUGCACCUCCGCAUUCCUACAUAGAUGUUCAGGAUUUUAAAAAUGUUUCAGCACUUGCGGCGUACCUCGUACAUUUGGAUAAUAAUCCGCUGGAGUAUGCGAUGUAUUUUUGGUGGCGCCGCCAUUACACGAUCAUUCCCUACGAUGAUGGCCUGCAAACGUUGCCUUACUGCGAUUUAUGCCAGCGCAUUAUCUCACAUCCGGCUAUUAGACAGACACAAGUCUAUGAAGAUAUAAAUGCAUUUUGGACUCAGGACAUGUGCGAUGUGGUGCCUCGAAUACAAUUUUAGUCUCAUAAAAUUUCUAUUUAUUAUUGUAUAUAACCAGGCGAGAGAAGGCCCACAUUGCCUAGCACAAAUGCAAAAAAGCAGUCGGAGUCAAAGAUCGAUUAAAACCUCGCAUUACACAUUCACUUUACACUUCGGUAGUUCGGCCUAUUUUCCUAUAUGGAAUACUUGUAUGGUGGGCACCAACUCAAAAGGCAAGUUUUUAUGCAUCCCCAGCGCUUCAAGAUCUACCCCAAAUAAAGUACUCGAGGUGCUAGUCAACUUUCUGGCUCUAAAUCUGGUAGGAAGACAUGUGGUCGCCGCUUCAGCGCUUAGACUUAAUUGUAAGACGCUAUGGAAGACCCGGCGGUUAGGCAACGAUUCUAUACUACAUUCUACGAGUAGUUAUAAUCAAGUUCACCUUCGACCGCCUCUUCAAGCCUAACACCUCGUCAAGAAGAGAGUGACAAGCUCAAAGACCAUUGACUCCAAUAAAUUUUCACGCGAAUGGAUCCAAGCUAGAAAAUAAAAUCAGCUAGUUUUUGAAAAGAAUUAGAACUAUAAUCAUCUGUCUGACUUCCGGACUACUGUAGUGUCUACCAGGUGUAGUGUCUUAGCCAUAAAGGAGGUAACUGUGUACCUGAACACAUACUUUUUUCUUGAUUGGUGCGAUAACCGCUUACUCGAUUUUGGCCGAGUUGAACUAAGCGCGCCAGUCGUUUCUUUCUCGUGUCAACCGGCGCCAGUUGGGCACACCAAGUGAAGCCAAGCCUUUCUCCACCUGAUCUUACCAACACAUGGGAGGUAUUCCCCUUCCUGUGCUUCCAUCAGCUAGUACCGCAACGAAUACUUUUAGAUCCGGAGGGUUUGUACCCAUUCUGACGAAAUGACUCAGCCAACGUAGCCGUUGGAUCUUUAUUCACAUAGUGCGUCUAUGUCGUCGUAAAGCUCAUGCAGCUCAUCUUUCCAUCGCCUGCGAUACUCGGCGUCGCCAACGUGGAAAGAUCAAAAAUCUUCCGCAGAAUCUUUCUCUCAAACAUUUCAAGGGACGCUUCAUCGGAAGUUGUCAUCGUCCAAGCUUUUGCGCCAUACGUUAGGACGGGCAUGAUGAGACCCUUGAAGAGUGUUAGUUUUGUUCGUCGAGAGAGGACUUUACUACUCAAGUGCCUACUUAGUCCAAAGUAGCACUUGUUGGCAAGCGAGACUCUACGUUGGAUUUCCAGGUUGGCAUUGUUAUCGGUUUUAGUGCUGGUUCCUAAAUAAACGAAGACUUUUACAACCUCAAAAUCAUAACUACAGUGACAUGGGUGCCGAUACGCGAGUGCACCGACUGCUUGUUUGAUCACAGGAAGUACUUCGUCGUGUCUUCGGUCACCCCCUCCCCCAUUCGCUUUUCUUCUUUAUCCAGUUUGGAAGAAGACAGUACUAACUCCGUGAUUGUUAAGGCCGAUGUUAUCAAUAUCAUCGGUAUACGCCAUCAAUUGUAUGCUCUUAUAAAAAAUUGUGCCUAAGCGAUUAAGUUCUGCGGCUCGCACAAUCUUUUCUAACAUCAGGUUGAGGAGGUCACACGACAGCGAGUCGCUCUGUCUGAAACUUCGUUUGGUAUCAAAUGGCUCGAAGAGGACCUUCCCAAUUCUGACGGCGCUGCAAGUAUUGAGCAUAGGAGCAUAUAGAUAUUGAAGGAAACUACAAGGCCGAUGAGCUAGCAGAAAGGGUACUAACCUUUCACUCCUUGAAAAGAUCGGAAACAUUGGAAUUCUUAUGGCAACGAGCAAAUUAAGAAUAAAAAAUAAUAUUCUCCGGGAGUCCAAUAGGUUAAGAAAAAACUUGUGUUAAAACCAAUCUAACUUGGCCGCAUAUAAAUAAGAAAAUCUCAGGAGAACUGCUCAACCGCUCAAGAGGGAAUAUUCUCACGAAUACUGCAGAAAUUGUAGAGGUGAGGAACAGUAGAACACUUCCUCAGAAUCUCUCCAGCCUUAGCUAGGAGUAGAGCAAGAUUGUUAGGAAAAUAUGUACUCUUUUGACUCUCUCACGGAAAUAUCCGGGAUGAGGUUGGGAUGAAACCUUUUCAACACUUCAUAAGAACGUCUAAAUAGUUAUAUGAUGAAUAAAUACUGAGGUUUACUCAGUGGUACCAUAACGGACUUACGUGGCCUAAGCGAGUUGGCUAUUCUAAACCGACUGCCAUAAAAAACUAACCUAAUCCUACCUAAGCGCCCAACCAGGAUUUUUUUUUCGAGGGGGCUUUUGUAUAGAAUCCUUUUAAAGUUCUAAAAUAACAAAAAUUAUAAUAAAAUAACACAACACAAAAUAUUUUGUUCUUUAUCUAAGAUAUGUUAGUGCAUGUAUACGACUUCUAGUCUUUUGAAAUUCAUCUACAGAAUGAAAGUUGCCAAAUUUAAAUCUUAAGUCUAGUAUAAGCAAAGAAUGUAAACUUAAAACUAAAAACUAAAGUCUAAAUAUAGCUUUGUGAGCAUAAUCAUACAUUCACAUUUAUUGAUAUGUGUAAUUAGUCCCUAAGCAAUAGUUCUUAGUUAACUUAAAAAUAUGUUCACGCUUUAAGUUAAGUGUUUACACUUUAAGUAUUGUUCGUUUGGUUUAAGUUCGUGGCUAACAGCCAUUUUAAAAACGAAUAAAAGCACAGACUGGACAUAGAUGACUAGAUGUGAAACUCUUUUUCUCGUGAGAGCGCUGAAAAAUGUGCAUUUUUUAUAACAUUUUCCAAUAUUGCCACACCGGUAGAAACAUGAAUUGGGUAUUUUGUUAAAUAAAAAUUUGAAAUUUUUAGU